Molecule: messenger RNA, 6536 nt
Organism: Nomia melanderi (Alkali bee)
Lineage: Eukaryota; Metazoa; Arthropoda; Insecta; Hymenoptera; Halictidae
Gene: tj
Product: Maf family bZIP transcription factor traffic jam
Biological process (GO): regulation of transcription by RNA polymerase II
Cellular component (GO): nucleus
Molecular function (GO): RNA polymerase II cis-regulatory region sequence-specific DNA binding; DNA-binding transcription factor activity, RNA polymerase II-specific
Source: RefSeq, a predicted model, not a curated record
UUGGAGCGAGGGGGUGGGAGUUGGCGGACAGGAGCAUCGCGGCCCGCUGAAAAAUUAUAAUAAUCACUUUAGAAAUUAAUGGUGCCUCCGUGGAGGAACGGAAUCCGUUCCGGGAGCGGCAAGGUGGUGCGCGAUGGUGGGGGCGACAGAGGAGCGUGCAAAUGGCGACUCCUUCACCGGCGAGCCAAUCGUGGCGUUCGACGGGGGGUCGAGUAACGCCGGCCACGCCUACCGCUACGUCACUGUGUCCUGCGCGCAAAGGCGUACUCUCUCCCCCGCAAUCGGCGAACCAGUCACCACUCGGACGACGUAUUCGGCGCUGCCAAGCCCGCGAGUCUUCUUUUUCCCUUUCGCCCGUUGUCUCUGCUCCGUUCUUCCACGUAGCGAGGCGAUCGCGUGCGCGCAACGGACCGCGACCAGCGAGUUUCUCAGUAUCCGCUAUCAUUUUCUGCCUGCCGUGUUCGCGACCCUUCAGCCUUGGCGACCACCUCUUAGAAGAUACCCCCGAAGGAAGGAUCCUUUUAGGCUGAACAAGGUCCCGUCGGAUUCGGGAUCAUUUUUGGCGGGAACCCCGGGGUAAGAAGUGAUAUAAGGGUGACAGUGUAGACAGUGGAUCGGCGACACAUCCCACAGGACACACGGGAACGCUUCUAACAGUGAUCUAGAUCUAUCGAAGACACGUCUUUCCACUGGAGAACCAUGGUGCGAUUUAUUGUAUCCUAGUUUGACAGUGAUUGACUAUAAGUCCUCGAACACAAGCUGGAACAGUUGUCAGUCUAGUAAAAGUUGUGAGAAAUCGAAGGAAAGAAGAGAAUCCAUCUUCGGCUGUUCGAUUCUUGAGUUGAAGGUUUAGCCGACGUUUGGCUGUCUGUUGUAAAGGGGUGACUUUUUAAACGGGUGGUUUCGUAAUUGGUGAUUUUCUCGGAGUAUCGUUGAGGAUAAUAGAAGAAGGUACGGGCAAAGAUCGAGUGAGCCGGGUGAGCAUCGAUCUGUUCGGCUCACGUGGCGUGCCUAAAUCGGUGUCACGUUCGCCGGGGGAAUAGAUCGCGAGUGGUGGCAUAUCGGGUCGUUAGGCGGAGCCGAGCGGAAAGGUGGUCACGACGCAACAAACGGUGACGAGUUGUCGAGGAGGUGGCGAGGACAACGGUGGCGGUGGCGGUGGAGGAGGCGGUGGAGGUGGCGGAGGCAGCCAGAAGACGCACCCGUAUGCGGCCGCAACCGAUACGGUAGAGGAGGUGGAGGCGCAGGAGGUGGAGGUAGAGGUCGACGAGGUUAAGAUGGAAGCCGAGGACCAUCUCGCUAGGGAAUACGUACAGGAGUUCGUUCUCGAUCAUCUCGAUCCCGCCGACGUUAAACGCGAGGUACUAAUCAGCUCUCCAAUGGUGAACGGUAGCGUAGUGCAGCUUCAUCAGGCCCAGGCGCAAGGUUUAGCUCUGGCGCCGUUGACGCCGCCGGCGCACGAACUGGAGCAGCCUCAUCCGCUUUACGGACAACCGCACAUUCAGGUGCAGCACGGUGUCCUGGUGAAGGCGCCGCCCGGUGCGUCCUCUCACCUGACGACCCUAUCGCAUCCUGGUACACCACCGGACACGCCUCCGGUCUCUGCUUCGCCGCCGCCAUUGCAGUUGCACCGCGGCGAGCAGGACUCACGUGAGAGAGGCCUCUUCCUGCACCUGCAGCAGCCGGGCUCGCUGGUGCAGGACGAGAUGCAACCGGGAUCCGGAAGCAUGGGCUGGUUGACGCAAUCCCUCAGACAGGAACCGCUCGACCUUAGGCCUCAUUGUCCGCAGGACCAAACACCGGAACCCCAUCACGAGGCUUGGGCCUCGACACCUGCGCAUCAUCAUUUCCCGGACCUGCAAUACCUGCAGCGACACCCUAGACACACCGGUGGAUACAUCGCGGUGUCGAGUCACAUAGAGUGCUACGGGGGCGCGGGUGCAGGCGGCGGGAUGGUUCCCGCGGGCAAAUGUGGAAUGUCCGUUAUGGACGACAGCAUGCAGGGGAUACAGAUGCAACAACAGGGGAGACCGAUGAGCGUUUGUUCAGUGAGUUCUUGCGGUGCCGGUGGACCUAGUCCGCCGCACAGGCCGGGCAACGCCCUCUACGCGAAUUGCGGUAGCAACAGCAACCCCCAGGAAGAACUCAUGAACGACGAGCUGCUCAUGUCCCUAUCCGUUCGCGAACUGAACAAACGCCUCCAUGGUUGCCCGCGGGAAGAGGUGAGUCAGGUUGUGCGCUUGAAGCAGAAGCGUCGGACCCUGAAGAACCGCGGCUACGCACAGAACUGUCGGAGUAAGCGGCUGCAGCAACGCCACGACCUCGAGUCCACGAACCGCAACUUACAAAACGAUCUGCAGCGGAUGAAGAUUGAGCUGACGCGGGUCCAGCAGGAGCGCGAUCUCUACAAGCAGCGAUACGAGAUCCUGAGAUCCCGGCAGAGCCAUCACCACAGUCAUAACCAUCAUCAGCAACAGCCGUCGCAGCAGCAACAACCCCAACAGCACCAGGCGCAAAAUCAGCAGCAGCAGCAGCAACAGCAACAACAGCAGCAACAACAGCAGCAGCAACAACAACAAUCGCAACAACAGCAACAACCACACCAACCAGCACCCGCUAGUCCCGAGGUCUAUCUGUGACAUCGACAGCGCCGAGGAGGCGCUUGCUGGUCCUGAAGAGACAUCCGUCGCGGGUUCACCGAUUUCUCGACCUGUCGUACGUUCGGCCGUGGGUCGAAAAUACCUGGGCAAUACCAGAUCCCUUCGAGAAGCAGUUUUUCAAUCGAGACCCAAGUCCAAAGCACACCUCCGAGCUCGUCUGCGUGUACAUAGCGCCUCGGUUCGACCGUACCGUUUCCUUCGCGUAGCUUCGUUGAGCCACGUCGAGGGCCUUGACUGUUAAACCGACAUUGUAAAUCGUGUAUGGAGCCCGCAGCGCAACUAAGGUAUCAUUAGAUUAAAGGUAAUUAGUUCUAUUCGCGUAGGUAUAUGAAUAUAUUGCUCGUGGUAGACUGGAGACGUCUUUUGCCAGAUACACUGUAUCAACAAAUCGUGGAGGAAUGAGAUGAAAAUCUAUGAAAAAAAGGUGAGAAAGAUAGAAAGAGAGUGUGUGCGUGUAUGUGUAUGUGCGCGAGUGAGUGAGUGUAUGGAAUACCGUAGCCGUAGCGUGAAAAACGAAAGGAAAAAAGAAAGACAAGUAGAGAGAAAGAGAGAGAGAAAGAGAGACGAACAAGGGAACAGGGGCGAGAAGCUCGCGUCGAACGGACGCGGCGCGGCGUUUCGAGGAGUUCCUCCCAUUUAUUGUUUAAUUUCUAGCCAAAGUGUAAUUUUUCAUUCGCCGCGGCGAAUCGAUCGGCUCGCACUUCGGAUGGCCUUCGUUGUUGCCUGGUUGUUUUCGUUACUUUUUAACGUGUACAGGGCGAUCCACGGAAAUGGUCGAAGAGUCAUAUUUUACAUUUUAACAACCCGUCGCGUUUCUAGGCACGGGUUAAAUGUUGACGUAAAUAGGUUUAUCGAUGGAGCUUGAAAGAGAGAUAGUGAGACACGUAGUAAUACAAAUGUAUUUUUAGUUAUACUUUUAGUUUAGUUUCUGAUAGACGCGAAUUUCAAUAAGAAUUCAUUAAAUUAUUGUUCUGACGGAUAGGCAAGUCUGUCAAGUCUAAAGAAAAUGGGAUUUCAUUGAACGACGUUCGUCGUCACUUUCGUGUAGAUAUGCUAUGUAGUAUCAAUUAAGUUAACGAACGGAACGUGUUUCGUUUAUUAUUAUACGUUCGAUCACCCUUCUUUUGGAUCGCUCUGUAUUUAAUAUUACUUUCUACCCAUUUUAAAGGUGCUUACCGCCUAAGAACUAGUUUUUGUACAUAAGAAUCUCAGAGUUCUAUUUUAUAAAUCGCUAUCCGUCUCGAACACCCUUUUGUAUCGGUUUAGUUUAGCGUUCAUUUUUACAUAGUUAAGCGCAACUUCGGACUCGUUCCGCGUUCAUAGAAACGAUCAACCGAUUUUCUACGGAAUAUUUUCGAGCGAAUAGUUGUGUUAAUCCUUCGUUAGCUAAUUGUUUUAUGAGUUAUAUCUUGUGAUCGACAACGUGAACCGCGAUUAUCAAUCGCGUGGUGAUGUCAUUUCUUAACAGUAAGAUUAAGCACACUCUGGCAACUUCGAGUCGCGUGAACAUUCAGUCGUCUCUAUAAAAUCCGCCAUUUCGUAUCAUUUCGAUUGUAUGUACAUUUUUAUCCGCAUUUUAAUCCAUUGAGACGAUCCAUCCAUGAAUCAUAAAGAAUUUUUAAAUAGAUACCGUUCUUCCUUUGACGACUACAUAAAAUAAAAUUUAAGAAUUACUUAAAAUUCCUCUGAAACGUUUCAUUUUAGUGUGUCGAUAUUUAAUAUAGAUGAAAUCUACUAAACGAACACACGCCCCAAAGUUCGAUAUUAAUAUAAAACAUCCUAAAGUGAUUCAAAUUACAAAUUCUUCGCUACAAAUGAUUCUCUCGACAACGAUUGCCUCAUUUCUCCUUUGAAAAUGAAGAAACACGAAGUUAUUUGUUAACGAUUCUUGCAUCUCUCUUCAAGGUAACACGUUGAUCGCCACAUCAUCCAUAUGUAGGUAACACAACUUUUUGUAGAGAUUUGAAAAUUAGUUUCCUCGAGGAUAUACGAAAGAAAUAAAAUUUUAUUGAACCCAUGAGACGCAAGAUGCUUAAUCUCCAUGAAAAACAUUGACUUUUCAGUUUUUGUUUCCUUAAGAAGGUUGCUUGGAUUGCAUGAAAAAUUUGAUGAGUACCGAUUAUGCGGUCAACCUGUUAAACAGUUAUUUUUGUUUGUUACAUUAUUUUUCGUUGCAUCGAGCAAUUAAUAGCGACCGGAUCGUCGCGGAACUUGAAGACACCAGUUUGCGCCUGGUCUACCUUUCGUUUUUUCUAUCGUCUGGUUAUUUCGCGGAGCGAAAUUACAGCCACACGACUCGGGUCGCGAGUCAGGAUACUAAUUCGAGGAAUUAAUGGGAUCUGCGUCCGAUACUUAGGACGUUCGAUCGUGUGUGCACGAACGGUGCGAGUGUCUCUGUUUUAUUCAGAAAUGACGAGGAACGCGAGACCCUAUGGUUCUCGGAGCAUGCAUUCAGCUUGGUGUUCGCUUGGGCACGCGUCGCGCGUUCUACAAACAAACUCAAGAAGAUUCUACUCUUUAUAGAAUUAAAAUCCCUCGCUUGCUACUUUCAUUUAACACGUUCACCGCUACGGUGGUCACCCAUGACUGGAGCUUCCAAAUUGCUUAAAAACAAAUAAGAAGGAAAUGUCAAAUGAAAAUAUUUCGAAACAGAAGUAACAGUGUAACUUAAAAAUUAUGAUACCAACUUAUUAAUAAUUAAUCCUAACACCAUUUGCCUUUGUUAUGAAGGAGUAACUAAUAUUAUAUAAACCGCUGAAAAUUCUCGUGGCGGUCAACGUGUUAAUAAUCUAAUCGGUGGAUAGAUAUUUUCCACGAAGAACUGUCAAGAAAUAUUCUAUCACGGAUUGAAUAUUUUUAAAAGUUUUCUUUUUUUCUAUAGGUUGUUAAUUCGUGAAUAGAUAGUGGAAAACUAUCAUGUAAAAUUAUACUUUUUACGAAUCAUUAUCACUGAUGAAUCUUAAUUAGAAGUUCGCUUCAUUCAUCGAAGAUUCUAUGGAUCACGUAAACGAGACUCUAAAGAUGUUGCUCCGUUAUAACUCGCACAACCGAAUGCAUGACAUUAUAAAUAAAAAUCAUUCACAGUGCAACGAUAAUAGGACGAUCGCGAUUUCUCUCGUGAGCGACGCGUGCCCCAGCGGGUGACUAGCAUUUAAUAAAAAAAGCAAACAGUACGUGGUCGGUACAUUUUCGUACCGAUGCGAUACGAACGGUGAUAUCGUUUUAGUACUUAUGGCACAAAAUGAUCUGUAUACGGUAGUUGUAUAAAUUGUCGGCUGAGUUUCAGUCCUCUUUCUUCCGUUUCCUAGGGGUGUGUAUACAAACGAGGUGGUCUGCGUUUGUGUCUUUUUGUUUUGCGUUGAGCAGCGGCGUAAAUUUUGCGCGAGAGAUUCUCGAUUACUGUCGGUGCGAUCGCCUGUAUUAGUGAAUGUUAUCGUUAGAACACCUGAAAAGAAAAGAGGAAUUCAUUUUUUCGGGACUGAAGUUACCUGCUUUUUUUUUCUUUAGCCUUCCCGCGGGAGCGUCUAGCUAAUUGCAAAAAUUACGCCACUGUCAUAUCGAACGACAUAUGAAGCAUAUAUUAUUGUUUUCUCGUGUCGGAUUACGCGUUCGAUCGUUCGCGACGGCCGAGCUCGUUCUUCCGGCUCGACUUAAGAAUGUUUUAAUUCCCGUUACAUUGUCUCAUGUGUACAUAAAAUAAUUAUUAUACUUCUUAUUAUAAAUAAAUGCCGACACCGGCGGUUUCGGAUACACGCAGCACAGUCUCUUUCUUUCACCGUGUCAACGAACCCUUCCUUCCUUCCGAAUGUCCGUGUUAUUCGUUUCUAACAAUUAAUUGAAACUGGUCGUCGUACCUACCAUCAUUCCAAGAUAAUU